This is a messenger RNA of Coffea eugenioides, 693 nucleotides long. Its product is annotated as DNA-directed RNA polymerases II, IV and V subunit 9A. Gene Ontology annotation, biological process: transcription-coupled nucleotide-excision repair; transcription initiation at RNA polymerase II promoter; maintenance of transcriptional fidelity during transcription elongation by RNA polymerase II. Gene Ontology annotation, molecular function: nucleic acid binding; zinc ion binding; DNA-directed RNA polymerase activity. NCBI's taxonomy places the organism in Eukaryota, Viridiplantae, Streptophyta, Magnoliopsida, Gentianales, Rubiaceae. The transcript is spliced from 4 exons. The record is from RefSeq and is a predicted model, not a curated record. The coding region runs from base 166 to 510 and encodes 114 amino acids. Gene Ontology annotation, cellular component: RNA polymerase II, core complex.
CCAAACUUAAAAAGCGACUGCUGGGCGGGCGGUCAUAUUUAAAGCUCCAUAGGCAGCCGAGAGAGGGGAUAAAGAGAGAAGAAGGCUCUCCUACUCGAACGCGAAAACCCAAACUUGUUAAGCUUCAAUCAAUCGACAAUUCAACAUCCUCCUCCCAAGAAGAAGAUGAGUACUAUGAAGUUUUGCCGUGAAUGCAACAACAUUCUGUACCCGAAGGAAGACAAAGAUCAGAAGAUUCUCCUCUACGCUUGCCGUAACUGUGAUCACCAGGAGGUUGCAGAUAACAAUUGUGUUUACAGAAAUGAAAUACACCAUAGUGUUGGAGAGCGAACCCAAGUCCUGCAGGAUGUAGCUGCUGAUCCAACCCUUCCACGUACCAAGUCGGUGCACUGUGCUCAGUGUGGUCAUGGAGAGGCUGUUUUCUUUCAGGCAACUGCUAGAGGGGAAGAGGGUAUGACGCUGUUCUUUGUUUGCUGCAACACAAACUGUGGUCACAGGUGGAGAGAUUGAAAUUCAUGUCUAACCAGUGGCAUAGUUGCCAAGAAUACUGCUGGAUUAGCUAUAGAACAAUUCUAGGAAAAAGACUGACGGUAUGAAUCAGUGUACUUUUCCAGUUAUCUCUUUUUAAAUUCUGUACUGGAAAUCUAGGUUAAGUCUUUCACUUUCUGGAUCAGCAACUAGUUUUUAUCCUUA